Manihot esculenta (cassava) is the source of this 1340-nucleotide messenger RNA. Its product is annotated as homeobox-leucine zipper protein HAT22. The transcript has 3 exons. Gene Ontology annotation, molecular function: sequence-specific DNA binding; DNA-binding transcription factor activity, RNA polymerase II-specific. Gene Ontology annotation, biological process: regulation of DNA-templated transcription. The record is from RefSeq and is a predicted model, not a curated record. Bases 319 to 1122 code for a protein of 267 amino acids. Lineage: Eukaryota; Viridiplantae; Streptophyta; Magnoliopsida; Malpighiales; Euphorbiaceae.
UUUCUUGUUUGUUUGAUACGAUAAUGAGAAAAUUUUAGGAGGAUAAUUGUAUUGUGGUUCAAAUGGUCAACCUUUGUAUAGAGAGAAAGAGAGAGAAUUUUCCUUCAUGCCCCCCAAGAUUCGUUUCUCUACUCAAUUCAUUCCUUUGAUUAACAAUUAUAAUAGCCACCCACCCACCUAAAAUAAAAAGUCUAACUCAUUCUCUUCCCUCUUCUUAAAGACCCGUUUGCUUCCUCAUAUUUCUCAAACCCCACUCUCCCUUCAUUUUUCUCUCUUCUUCUUCUUCUUCUUCUUCUUCAUCUCCUUCUCCUUCAGCUCAUGGGUUGUCUUGAUGAUGGCUGCAACACUGGCCUUGUUCUAGGGUUAGGUUUCUCUGCAUCAACCGCCAUGGAAAAGCCUGAGAAUAGCAAUAAUCAAAAGCACAAGAUGAUGAAUAAGCUAUGUUUUGAGCCUUCACUUAGCUUGGGCCUUUCUGGUGAGAUUUACAAUCACCAUGAUGUCAGUAAAGGUCGUGAGGAAUCUGUUGGUGUUGAUCUGUUUCGCCAUGCUUCUCCUCUUAGUGCUGUUUCUUCUUUCUCUAGCGGUAGGGUUAAGAGAGAAAGAGACCUUAGCAGUGAAGAGAUAGAGGCAGAGAGAGUUUCUUCCAGAGUGAGCGAUGAAGAUGAAGAUGCUAUUAAUACAAGAAAGAAACUUAGGCUCACCAAAGAACAAUCUGCCCUUUUAGAAGAAAGUUUCAAGCAGCACAGCACUCUCAAUCCUAAGCAAAAGCAAGCUCUAGCAAGGCAGUUAAAUCUAAGACCAAGACAAGUUGAAGUGUGGUUCCAAAACAGGAGAGCCAGGACAAAGCUGAAGCAAACAGAAGUGGACUGUGAGUUCUUGAAGAAGUGUUGCGAGACACUAACAGAUGAAAACAGGAGACUACAGAAGGAGCUUCAAGAACUAAAAGCUUUGAAAUUGGCACAGCCCUUUUACAUGCAAUUGCCAGCAGCUACUCUCACCAUGUGCCCAUCUUGUGAAAGAAUUGGAGGUGUUGCUGAUGGUUCUUCUAAGAACAAUCCAUUUUCAAUGGCUCCAAAGCCUCACUUCUAUAAUCCCUUCACCAAUCCUUCUGCUGCAUGUUAAGAUUCCAUGAUACAUGAGAUUUAAAAAUAUAUAUAUAUAUUAGAACUCCUCCCACAAUCCCUCUAUUUUUUUGUUAAGGGCUUGUAGUUAUAAAAGAUUAGUGUAAUUAUUUUUUAGAAAAUAGUAAAUACUGAUCAAUCUCUUUCUUUCUUUUUUCUUUUAUUCCAUAUGCUUGUAUAUUGUUCAGCAAAUAUAUAAGAAGGGAUUUUUAUGCUUUC